UAAAAUAUCCCCGCAUCUGGCAACAACAUCCGCUUCGUUUCCCCAUGCAUCAUUGUAUCAUAAGAACCGUAUUCAAAUAUCUAAUCAAACUUAAAGUGAAAAUCUAUGUAAAAUUUAAAGGACCCAAGGCGAUUAGUGCAUCCAAUUGCCAUAACAGAUGGCAGGCCAUUGGCAACACAAUUGGCCACUCUAUAUUCGAAUAUUGCAAACACAUUUUAAUAGUAAGUGUUUAUAGAAAUGUAAGACGCAUUUUAGGAAUUUGCCCUAUAAGACUGAUAACACUAAAGCGAAUAAUCACACAACAACAACAACAACAAACAGAACCAGAACAACAACAACAACAAAAAGAAAUUCCUAAAAAUUCUCUCCUUCAAAUAAAAGAAGUCAAAGAAAGAGAACAAAACCAAAGAGAAGAUAUAAAGGAAACGGAAAAUCCCAAAGAAAACGGAUUGGCUACACUUAAUUAUGCCAGCCUCAAAAUUUGCGAAGGAAACAUACACAAAAGCUAUAAAUCGUAUAUGGCAACUCUGCAAAAUUCCAAACACUCAAAAGCAAGAAUGUUUAAAAGCAAAAGAAAAUUGGCAAUGCGAAAAAUUCAACGCCCAAAGGCAAGAGUGUUUAGAAGCAAAAGAAAAUUGGCAAUGCGAAAAAUACAGAGAAUGACAACAUCACGUUAUCUUCAUUUGUCAGCAAAAAACUUGAACUAUAUCGAGCAAAGCGCACAUGCUGUUAAUGCCGGACUUGCCAAUCAUCUCAAAUGUUGUCAACAAAAUGUGGCAAUGCGAAAAACAUCUUGCAAUGAAGACAAACAACAAAAAUCAAAGUUAUAUUCAAAUAUAUUCACAACAUCAACACAAAUUGGGCUACCACGAGUGUUGCCAACUAACCUCUCACAAGAAUGUAGAAAUAAUGAAAAUGAAGUACUACAAAUGGAAGGACAAAUAUCAGGCUAUGAAAUAAAAACAUCUUCAGAUAUUUUGGAAAAUAUAACAAAAAUGUCCAAGAUUUUAAAUUAUGAACAAGAAUUGCCAAUCAUUGAAAAUCAUUGGCAACUCAGGAGUGCAAUGGAGCCGAAAUAUAAGAAAUCAGACAAUGAAAUUAUUGAUGUUUCCAAUAUGCUCGCUCCCAGUCGUUACAAAGAAUCUCGCUUCCCAACAAUUAAAAACCAACACAAGUUGGCAACACUUCCCUUAAAAAUAGAGGUUAUUCUAAGCAACAGACAAACAUUGUCGCAUAAAGAAAUGCUCGUAAAUAAUAACAAACAAAAAUUAAAAUAUUUCCAGAAAUUGAAAACACCGAAAUCUUCAUAUUUCCAUUGGUAUUAUUUUGAAGACAGGCAAAAUUGGUUGGCAAUGCCAAAAAGUAAACCAAACAUGUUAAAUAGUAUCAAAACAAACGAGUUUAAAAGAUUUUGCAAAAUGUUUACCGUGGCGUUAACAAUCUUUAGAUCCUAUCAUCAUUUAGCAACACCUUCAGCUUAUCCCCUUAUGCUACAAGUGUUUGUUAAACAAGAAAUUCCAGAAAACACAAGCAAAACUGCCAAAUUUUCGCAUAUCCAAAGAAGGUUGGCAAUUCAGAUAGCCUCCUGCAAGAGAAAGCCAUUGUCAAAUAAACGAAAAUGUGAUAAAUAUAAACAGCAUUUGACAUUAAAAACCAGAAGGCCAUCAAAAACAAAGCUAGAGAGAAUUUAUUUAAAAAAUUAUUCAAAGCUGGUAACUUUGGUAUGGCCCAAAAUCAACUGUAUGACUCAACAAGAUUUUCUUAAAACUUUAAGUGGUAAGGCGAUGUCUACAUGCUUGAAGAACAAAUUUGAAAAAUUUUCCAAAUCUCAAAAAUGGUUGGCAACUCGUACAGCUUCAUUAUUCGAAGGACGCCCAGAGCUUUACCAAAUUCCAUUAAGAAAAUCUAUGUUAUAUGUGUUAUACAGCCACAAGAACUAUAAUUCACUAAAGAUGUUAAAUGAUCAACUUAAGUUGGCAACGCUGCAUAUCUUAAGUUUUCCCAAAAUGCCGCCAAAUUUCCGAACAACAACUGAUGCCUAUAAAAACUGGCUAGGGCCAAUAAUCACUCACCGCUGGGUAUCAUCUACAAAUUUUCUAUCUUGGUUGGCAACACUUUUAAACGUUUCCCUUUUUAAAUUGCUGCACUUACAAAUCCAUCAAUUUGAAAUUUUAAAUCUCUGCCAAAUCCUUACAACUGCUCAGCAAUUUUGGAGGAAGGAUACUGAAAUGUCUGUCCAUAAAAGCCAAAUUGUGCUUUCCAAGGAAAACAACCAUUUACUGCUGCCAACAAAUACAAGAACAGCUACAACAACAACUCGAAGGCAAAUAACACCACUAACAGCUUUGGAAUUUCUUUAUAAAAUAAGACACAAAGUGAUGUUGGAAGAUGAAAAAGCUGAAAGCAGACAUACCAUUUGGGCCAGCAAUGGUUGCAUAUGGCACAAUUUCCAAGAAGACGAAUUGGCAACACUUAUGGCAAUUUGUUUAGAGUUGUUAACAAUUCUACAACAAAAGCUGCUGCAUACACAUUUCCAAGGAAAUGCCAAGGAAGCCAAAUCGGCAACGAAAAAGGUUUUGCCAGCCACACUCCAGGGAGAUGCCGAAAAAGUGGCAUUGCGAGGAGGCCAUGCAGAAGAAGCCAUUCAGCUACCAUCAUGGCAUUAUCGUAAUAAUAAACAUUAUCUUGUUUAUGGGCCACCAAGAUGUAGGCAAGCAGUACUGUGUGAGCAUGAAUCCUACCAGGAACCCAAGUACCAUCACAUCCUGUUUGCCAGAUAUUCUUGGCAGAUAUGCGGAUUUCCGUUAGUGUCAAAAGAAAAUUUCAAAUAUUUUUCAAACCUAACGGAGCGUACUCGAAUUGACUACAAAAACACCGCAACACUUCCACGAAUAGAUUAUAAUGGGCCUGAUAAUAGCAAGAAGGCGGCAGCCUCUACAGACGAGACUGUUCAUCAAGACCAAGUCGCCGCCGUCACCGUCACCGUUGCCGACGACAUCUACACUUCUUCUGUUGAUGUAUUACACCAAAGAAUUUCAAAAGCGUAUAGAAAAGCCCAAAACCUCUAUGCUAAUGGAGAUAGUCUUAAGACAACAACGGCAAACGCAUCCUCUUUGGCAAUUGUGUCCCAGACAUAUACAACGCACAAUGCAAGCACAAGCGAUUAUGGAGGGACUACUACCUCAACAACAUCAUCAUCAUCAUCCUCGUCCAUGUUGCCAAGCAGGGGUAAAAGAAGAAGGACAAUCUUCCCUUACUGUCAUUAUUAUCAUCAUUCAAAUUUUCCCAUAAAAUUACCCUCGUCCUGCUUCGCUUCAACAUCAUUAUCAUCGACAACAGCUUCAACCUCGUUGCUGUGGGGAAUGUCUUCCUCCUCUCCAUUACGCCGUAGCAGCACAACAACAUUAUUGUUGGUACUAUUCUUGCUAUUGUCAUCUAUGUGGCAUACAUCCGAGGCAUUUCAUGGCAGCGUCAAAUUGAGCACGAACACCAUAAAAACAAAAUAUGGCAUGGUGCGUGGCAUUGUUGUGCGUUCAUCGCCAUUAGUGGAAGCUUAUCUGGGCAUACCGUAUGCAUCGCCACCUGUCGGAAGUUUAAGAUUUAUGCCUCCUAUUACCCCCUCCACUUGGAAAAAUGUACGUAGUGCAGAUCGUUUUUCUGCUGUAUGCCCGCAAACCGUGCCCAUACCACCAAAUGGCCCCGAAGCUUUGUUGGAGGUACCCAGAGCUCGUUUGGCACAACUGAGAAGACUCUUGCCCUUGUUGAGCAAUCAAUCGGAGGAUUGUCUGUAUUUAAACAUAUAUGUGCCCUAUGAUAGCAGACGUCAUAAACGCUUUACCACCAACAGUGGCGAAACUGCUGACCGAAAUUUGCUGCCCACCAUUCUAUUUCUUCAUGGCGAAUCAUAUGAAUGGAAUUCUGGCAAUCCUUAUGAUGGUUCUGAAUUGGCAGCCCAUGGCAAUGUCAUUGUGGUAACCAUCAAUUUUCGUUUGGGUAUUUUUGGAUUCUUGAAAACCGGUGGAAAGGAGAGUGCCCAAGGGAAUUUCGGACUUAUGGAUCUAGUGGCUGGUCUGCAUUGGCUCAAAGAGAAUCUACCAGCUUUUGGAGGGGAUCCACAGGCUAUAACAUUGCUAGGUCAUGGAACAGGAGCAUCUUUGGCUAAUAUAUUGGCAGUGUCACCGGUAGCAAGUGAUCUUAUUCAUCAUGUGGCCUUGGUCAGCGGUUCCGCUUUAUCUCCCUGGGCCAUACAAAAGAAUCCUUUGUUCGUGAAACGUAGAGUGGCUGAACAGACAGGUUGCCAUGGUGAUAUGCUCUAUGAUGAUUUGGCUCCAUGUCUGCGUACCAAAACAGUGGCCGAAUUAUUGGCGGUUAAAAUUGAUCACCCACGUUUUUUAGUUGGUUUUGCUCCCUUCAUUGAUGGUACAGUCAUAUCACCCAAUACAGAUUCUAUUGGUAAACUAUCACUGCCUAUAGGUUCAGCUAUAGUUAGUACAUCAGGAAUUGAAUAUGCAAAUUUUCCUAAACGUAACCUCAUAUUCUGCCUAACAUCUGUGGAAUCGCAUUUAGAUCUAAGUGCUCAAGAUCUGGAAUUUGGCUUUAAUGAAACUCGAAGAGAUCGUAUACUUCGAACAUUUGUGCGAAAUAAUUUCCAUUAUCAUUUAAAUGAGAUAUUUGCCGUGUUGAAGAACGAAUACACUGACUGGGAGAAAGCCAUUCGCAGUCCUUUGAGUUCGCGAGAUGCCACGUUGCAAUUUUUAAGCGAUGGUCACACUGCCUCUUCUCUGAUUAAAUUGGGUUACAUGCAUAGCCUAAGAGGUGGCAAAGGAUAUUUUCUACACUUCAAACAUCGCACAGUGGAAGAGGAAUAUCCUCAGCGUACCGGCUCAGUGCGAGGCGAAGAUGUGCCAUUUUGGUUAGGCCUACCAACAUCACCAUUAUUUCCACAUAAUUAUACAACUCAGGAGAGACAAAUAAGUCGCUUAAUGUUAAGAUAUUUGGCUAAUUUUGCCAAAACUGGCAAUCCCAACCAGCCCUCAUUAUCAUCUCCCAUACCGCAGUCAUCAACAUCCUCAAUGAUUGGUCUACCCUUGGGGUUACUAUCUGCCAAAACCAAUGAAGAUCACAACAAAUACAAACGAUCGCCAUUGUACAAAACAUCUGUAAAUGAUACAUUAUUGUCUUCGUCAUCAUCCACAUCCUCGCUACCAUCCCCAUCUCCAUUAUCUUCUUCGUCAUCAUCAUCAAGUAGUAGCAAUGGUCCAAUUAAUUCUUCAACGCUCCAUACCAUAGAAGAUGUGGCAACUGCCGCCGCUAGGGAGGCACUACAUUUGGCUGUGCUCUACAAUCAACGCCGUACCAAGCGAACUUAUUUCAGACGUCACUCUCGCAGCAAUAGCGAUGAUCAAAAUAAUAUCAAUGGUUCUUCCGGGAGCAGUGAGGUGGGUAAUUUCCUAGGCCCCAGUGGUAAAUAUGAUGGUGAUGAAAUGCCUUUCUGGGAUGCCUAUGAUGUUGUGAAUCAAUUGUACAUGGAAUUGGGUAAUAAGGCCGAAAUUCAAAGUCAUUAUCGUGGCCAUAAACUGUCCAUGUGGUUGAAUUUAAUACCCCAACUGCACCGUCAUGCCAAUAUGAAUGAUCAGUCCAUGAGACAUCAUCAAUUCCAAGAUGAUCUGAACAAUAUGAAUCUCUAUGAAGGCAUAGUUCGAGCUCAAAUACAAACCAAACCGGCAGAUGAUGAUGAAAAUUUGCUACUGCCCAGGGGAAGACAAACACCAACUCCACCACCCUCAAAUUCACAGGAGACCAAUACCACACAAAAGCCGAGUACAGCUACAACAGAAUGUGGAGUGGAUGGAGCCAUGUUUGUUGCCGAAAUGACCACAGCACCUCCCACUGACAAUCGUUCCUUUACCGAGAAUCGAGAAAAAGAAAUGGCCACUGCCUCAACCGGUCUUAUAGGUAAUCUAGAAGUUUUAAGACGUUUGAGUGGUAAACAAUUUCAAAGUUAUACUACUGCUUUGGUAGCCACAGUGGCCGUGGGAUGUUUCCUGCUCAUCCUUAAUAUUCUCAUCUUUGCUGGCAUCUAUCAUCAGCGUGAGAAACGGGCCAGAGAUGCCAAAACCAAGGAGGAGCUGCAGGAUAAUGAUAACAGCAAAAAUUCCAGCAUUCUGAAACUCAAUGCCUUGGGCAGUGAGACUGGAUCCUAUAACGGCAGUGGAGCCGGCGUCAGUGGUAAAACCACUGUGGUCUUUGGUGAAUACAGCUGUUACGAUGAGAAAUCUGUGCAGACAAAGGAUGAGAAACUAAUGGUAGACUUGACACCCUCUCAAAUUGGUAUGGAUACAAAUUGGGCUGCUGCCUGCUCUACCAGUACUUUGGAUUUGCUAAAAACCAAACAUCACCUGCCCUUGGAAGCCACAUAUCCCAUGACCUCGAACAUUGUACCCAUAACCACAGAACAGCCUAAUGAGCAUCUAAUGGUGGUGAAUACCAUGGAAAUGGCCACCUAUAAUCCAUUACCCGCCAUGGUAAGUGGUAAUGCGGGGCUAAUACUGGAUCCCUCAAUUGCUGUUUCCGCCAGCCUACAAAGUAAACGUGGCUCAUUUGUAGGCUCCUCGGGUCAAUUGAAUCAAUAUGACUUUGCCUCGGUACAAUCAUCUGAUCAAAUGUCCUUCAAGGACAUAGAAAAUGCCGUCAAGGUAUCCAUGACUCGAGAUGAUGAUAUAACGCAAGAUGAUGAUAUACCCGAACCUCCACCACCACCAAAAUCAUUUCAAAAUAUGCAACAGCUUCAACAUCAGCAACAACAACAGCAGCAGCAGCAGCUUCAACAUCAGCAACAACAACAACAGCAGCAGCAGCAUCCGCAACUACAACAGCCUACAACAUCAACGAGUAGUGUGGGGGUUGGCACAGGUGGUGGCAUCUUGCGACAAGCGGGAACCUCGUCUGCCACCCAGACUGGUGGGGGCAAGAAACGUGUACAUAUACAAGAAAUUUCUGUCUAGUUAUAAGUAUUCCCUGGUACUUCAACACUCCCUCGGAUGUAAAAGAAUUGAUUAUUUCAAUUGUUUUUUUCAUUCAUCGA
Stomoxys calcitrans (stable fly) is the source of this 7084-nucleotide messenger RNA. RefSeq lists its product as uncharacterized. Lineage: Eukaryota; Metazoa; Arthropoda; Insecta; Diptera; Muscidae. Gene Ontology annotation, cellular component: cell surface; postsynaptic membrane; synapse. The coding region runs from base 45 to 7004 and encodes 2319 amino acids. Gene Ontology annotation, molecular function: signaling receptor activity; neurexin family protein binding. Gene Ontology annotation, biological process: presynaptic membrane assembly; modulation of chemical synaptic transmission; synaptic vesicle endocytosis. The record is from RefSeq and is a predicted model, not a curated record. The transcript is spliced from 12 exons.